AUGUGCUGAUCAACCAUGGAAUUCACCUCCUCAUCCGUGUUUGACCAGCAGAAAGGAGAUUCCACUGAUGAAAUUGACCUCAGUGUAGUGUUCCAAGCAGCCGCCAGUGGAGACGUCAACACCCUCACAGCAACAAUACGAGAAGAUCCUUCAAUCCUGGAGUGUUGCGAUGGAGAAGGCUCGACCCCACUGAUGCACGCGGUGUCAGGACGGCAGGUGGACACGGUGAAGCUGCUUCUGAAGAUGGGAGCCUCCAUUAACACUCAGGACGCCUGUGGCAGGACCUCCCUGUCCUUGGCUACAUAUCUGGGCUGGCUUGAAGGCUGUGUUUGCCUUCUUCGUAACGGAGCCAAACAGAACAUUCCAGAUAAAAAUGGACGUUUGCCACUUCAUGCAGCUACAGCAGAAAUCGACUUCAGACUUAUGGCUGUGCUGUUGCAGCAGUCCACACUGUGUGAAAUCAACCACCAAGACAAUGAGGGAAUGACCACUCUUCACUGGGCCUCCUUCCAUAACCGUCCGGACCACGUGCAAGCCCUGCUGCAGAAAGGGGCCGAUCCCACACUGGUGGACAAAGACUUCAAGACAGCCCUCCACUGGGCAGUGCAGAGCGGCAGCAGAUGUAUGUGUUCUCUAAUCCUUGACCACCAUCUUGGUCCGUCUGUGAUCAACUACGACGAUGAGAACGGAAAGACCUGUGUGCACAUCGCGGCGGCGGCUGGUUUCAGCGACAUCAUCUAUGAGCUGGCACGCGUGCCUGAGACCAACCUACAGGCUCUGGACGUGGAUGAACGCACGCCUCUGCACUGGGCCUCUGCGGCGGGCAAAGAGGAGUGUGUGCAGGCCCUGCUGCAGCUGGGCGUGGACCCCGAGCCCCGAGACAUCAACGAGAACACCCCGCUCACCUACGCCAUGUACUGUGGCCACACGCCAUGCAUCAAGCUCCUCUCUUCAGACAACAGGUUAGAGUCGACUCGACAGCUCCGUUCCCAGAACAAUGACCUGGCCAACAAGAAGGAGGGCAAAUUUCGCAUGCUCAACAACAUCUUCUCCUGCAAGAAGAAGAAGGAGCUUCACACAGCACUACAGAAAGUACCAAACCACGAUGGAAAUCAGUCAGAGGAGACGUCCGAGGUGGACGACAUCAUCACUAUGUUUGACUGCCUGUCGGACGCAUCCGGGAAGGACUCGCGAGAAGACGGACUGGCCUUGAGGAAGAAGUCCUGCGAGCCACAGAAGCUGAACAUCCUGGAGGACCACGCCUCAAAGGAACUCAAGGGGCUUCCGCCCAUCCGCACACAGAGUCUUCCACCUAUCACCCUGGGAAACUCACUGUUGGCCAACCAGUUUAUGGGCCAAAGGCAGAUGAUCAGCCGCCUGGCCCACCGGUCUCAGAAGAGCAAGAGUGAGCAUGACCUGUUUGACAGCAUAGCCAAGAGCCAGAAGCUGGUGGGUCAGACCUGGAAGACAGAGUCCAACCAAGUACUGUCCCACAAGGCUUGGAUAUCAUCACCCUCUGAGAGACUGCUUGAUCGACCUCACCACGAGACAUCAGGCCCCUUAGAUGUGCUCUGUCCCAAACAUACCCCAUACAUUCCAAAAAAUGACAAAGCUCCAAACACACACCUGCUACCUCCAAACGGCCUGAGGAUGAGGGAGUCUGGCCUCGCACGCAACAGCUUGGCACCUAUUCGUGACCACUGUACUCACCGAUUUUCCCUUCCACCUGACCAGGUCUCUCAGGGAGUGAAAAAGUCCAAAUCUCUGCCCUUCGGCUCUCUCGGCUCCCUCGGCCUCGGCCUCGGCCUCGGCCUCGGGCUCGGGCGGGGCCUGGCCAGCCUCCCUCCUCCAAACGCCCCCAAGCACCACAAAUCUGGACUCUCCCAGAGCCAGUCCCUCUGCUCCCUGCCGCCCGCGGUGGUUGGAGAACCGUUGCGGAACAUGCAAGUUCUUCCUGCGAUUCCACCUCUGAGGAGACGUAGUCCUUCGCCUCCUGAACCCACUGGAACGCCUCACGCUGACCUUCGACCUUCUGAACCCACUGUAACGCCUCACACUGACGUUCGGCGGUGA
Molecule: messenger RNA, 2073 nt
Organism: Clupea harengus (Atlantic herring)
Lineage: Eukaryota; Metazoa; Chordata; Actinopteri; Clupeiformes; Clupeidae
Gene: ankrd55
Product: ankyrin repeat domain-containing protein 55
Exons: 12
Cellular component (GO): cytoplasm
Molecular function (GO): protein binding
Source: RefSeq, a predicted model, not a curated record